UUCAUUUUAAGUUGGUAUCAAAUUGUCAAGCGACCUUAUAAAGUUAGGUUAUAGAAUAGAUUACGGUUUGUUGAUCAAGUACAAUUUCUAAGCAAUAAUAUUGUAUAAUUUAAUAAAACAAAAUGCCUUUGGAUAUAACAGGCUUUGCAUAUGCUGCUGUGGUUGCAGCUGGAGGCAUUAUGGGUUACUACAAAGCGGGAUCAGUGCCAUCUUUAGGUGCUGGAUUAUUAUUUGGAACCGCUCUUGCAUAUGGAGCGUAUCAAGUCAGUCAAGACCCAUCAAAUUAUUCAACUCAACUUGCCACCAGCUCAAUACUAGCUGGAUUCAUGGGCUACAGGUUUUACAAUUCUGGAAAAAUUAUGCCUGCCGGUAUUGUAUGUGCCAUGUCUGUGGCAAUGAUUGUAAGGAUUGCUGUAAAUGCAUCGGGUUUAACUGAUAGGAAAAUAGUUCGUUGAUUUGAAAUCAGUUAAUUAUAAUAAUGUAAUCUUGUGUUCCUUAUAGAGUAGGUAUUGUUGCAACUAGUAUAUGAAUGUGUAAUAAGCAAUUACUAAAAGUAGUCUUCCCAAUAAGAUGUUAAUUUUAACUUAGUUGACUUAAUUUUUAAGAUAUUAAAAUUAUUUUUGAUUUUUAUGUGCAUGUCAUGGU
Messenger RNA from Nicrophorus vespilloides, 645 nucleotides. Its product is annotated as transmembrane protein 14C. Gene Ontology annotation, biological process: regulation of heme biosynthetic process. The record is from RefSeq and is a predicted model, not a curated record. NCBI's taxonomy places the organism in Eukaryota, Metazoa, Arthropoda, Insecta, Coleoptera, Silphidae. Gene Ontology annotation, cellular component: mitochondrial membrane. Bases 123 to 455 code for a protein of 110 amino acids. The transcript is spliced from 2 exons.